GCUACUUCUCGGUCGACGCAUCUAUCCGGCACUGUAUUCUGCUAUGCUGUUCUAGGCGGAGGAUAGGAAAACUGCGUUAAAAUCCAUAUUUUUACAUAAAUAAAUGGAUGAUUACGGGUUCGGUUUAUUACAGACAGCGACCAUUGGACACAACUCUACCCUUCUCGACGGACGCGCUUUCUUAUCCUAAUGCUCCUCCUCUUCUGCGGUUUCCAUCCGCCAGUUGUGCCCCGGCUCGCCCUUGGUCUCGCGCAGUAGCCUCGCUGCCUUGUCCCCACUGUUCCUGUCAUCUGCUGCGCAUCAACAAAACAUGCAGAAUGAGCCUGUGGGGGUGACAACUGAACAACGACACCAGUCAACAGAGGAAAACUACAGCAGCAACAACAACACAAUCAAUAAAACCGGGAUACAGCAACCAAACCAAACCAACAACCAGCUGGGAGCCCUCACUUCCAACUACAACCACCUGAACCAGAAUCCAGAUUUUCUAUUUUUUGGUCAUUUUUGCCCGACGCAGUCUAUCUGUGACCUUCAGCACGACCGGAAAAUACAUCAGCAGUUAAGUCAGCGAGCUGAAUUUGGCUGCACUGAGUCGCCCCCACCCCAAGGAAAAUUCAGUCACCUGCCGCAGAGGCAGCCUUUCACCGCUCAAGUCUCCACCAAACCAGAGCGCAGCGCAUACUCCAGACCGGGACGAAUCAGCGACUCGCCAGUGGAGGAGGUUGAAGCCGAUGUGGAGACUGCCGCGUCGCCAUCGCCCACUUCCGUAAAUCCAAACAAGGUUAGGAUCCAAAUGGACUCCCCCAUCACCCACCAUAUAAAUAACGGCAAUGGCAGUAGCACCGGCAAUAUGUUGUCCGGAGGUCUCGGGGGCGGUUUUCCGAACCUCCAGAACCAAGAGAUGCAGAACCCGAGUGGCGCUUCACCUCCCCUCCCUGGAUUCGGAACCCCGUGGUCCGUUCAGACCAGCUCCCCACCACCACCCGUCUCCAACUCGGCCAACCCUAUCCACCACACAAACGCGAUUAAUCAGAUGCCUCAUACCGACCCAGACAACAGCUUCUAUCCCGGUAUCCCCUCCUCUAUCAACCCGGCCUUCUUCCAGAGUUUUUCUCCGGUGUCGACUAAUCCAUGCCCAGGGAUUAACGUGCAGGGCUUCAGCAGCCAAUUCUCGCCCCAGAUCAACGCCCAUCAGCAGCCGCAGCCGCAGCAGCAGAGCCGCCGGUCCCCCGUCAGCCCCCAGAUGCACUCCCAGCACCACCACCACCACCAGCACCAGCAGGGCGCCUUCCUGCAGCAGAGGAACAACUACAACCACCACCACCAGGUGAGCUAGCAUCUCUCUAUUCACCUGUUCACAUGGAAACCCCACAUCAGCAUCCCCAUAGAAUAGAGGUUUGAGCCUUUAAAAUGAUAGAUAAAAAUAAGCUGUUAAAGAGGGUGGGAGAUAUUAAUAUAAUCAUUUUUGUACAGCUAAUGUAGGCUACUAGGCUUAUACACACCAGUGUGGCUCUUAGAUUGUAUUGGGUUCAAGCCAUGGUUAUACAUAUAUGUUACUAUGCAGAAGUGUCCCGUGUAGCUCAGUUGGUAGAGCAUGGCGUUUGCAACGCCAGGGUUGUGGGUUCGUUUCCCAUGGGGGACCAGUAUGAGAAAAAAAAAUGUAUGCACUCACUAACUGUAAGUCGCUCUGGAUAAGAGCGUCUGCUAAAUGACUAAAAUGGAAGUGCAUAAACCCAACUAUGAUUAUGAAAACAAAUGCGGUCCUGUGCUCCCAGGACAGAAGGUCCAUGUAGAAGUGCUGCCCGGCUAGGGCAGGGCAGGGGAGGGACUGACUGCAUUAUUCAUAGACGAACCCCACACUGGCUUCACUUCUCCAGUCGUCAGUUUACCUACAGCAAACAGUUUCAGAUCUGCCUCAACCCCCAAAUACACUAUGGAGAAACUGCCACCCAGCACUCCUAAUGGCUAGGACCUUCUCAUGUGACACUGCUGAGAUAAAGCAUGGCCUGUGUGUGUGUGUGUGUGUGUGUGUGUGUGUGUGUGUGUGUGCACCUUUCAUCAAUCUAAACCCAUGAUCAUAGAGGGCAAAUAGGUUUUAUCUGUAAUGCAUUUGUCGUGUCCUCAGUGAGGUCUGAAGUCACAACUACUAUACAGAUGUAGGAUCUUAAUUUGAGCCAGUUUGCUACAGCAGGAAAAUAAUCCUGCAGCAACAAGAAAUGUGGAUUAUAAUUUAUUGACAUUUUUGUAGGGCUUGAUACAUUUUUCUUAAGGGAAAAUCAAGUCUCAAAUUUCAAAGUGGAAAUUACAAACUUCAGAAGCCUUUUUAAACCUCAAAUACACUACACGUUUUAAAUGUGCUGCAUUGCAAGAAAGUUCUCCUGCAACCGGGUGAUCAAAUUAAGAUCUUACAUCUGUAGGCAUAGUUUCUCCCUCAGUAGCAGGGCGGGGAAGCUGACGGGGGAGGGAGGGGCGAGAGGCGAACAAGGGAGCAUCACUGAAUCUGACUUUUGUUCUCUGCUUGAGGCUGGCACAGAGCAGGGCAUAGUCAUCACAUAUCACUGGUUCAGGCUGAUGCUCUCUAUCUGAAGUCAUGGUGCUUGACUCAGGGAGGCAGAGAGAGGCUGUACUGACAUUGGGGGUCAUGGGAUUUUACUUGGGGGGGGGGGGGUAUAUCUGAUAACCAGAAGCUAUACACAUAGCCCUCAUCAUGGGGAUGGGGUUAUGAUGCUAUGCUGUGUCCUGCCUGUGUCUGCUAGAAAGAACUGCAGCAAUAGAUUUGCACUCAGUCACUAGGGAGAUUUCAGGACUCCUUAUUGCAGGCUCCAAAGUGCUAUUGGUGUCCUAUUUUCAGACUUAUUAAGCUAAAAUGUCAUACGUGCUAUCAUACAUCAUGCGUACGAGUGUGUGUGCAUGUGCGCUUGUGUCUAGACAUCAUCAGCACCAAGGCCAUCACACAUACACAAAAGCACUCUCUCCCACACACGUAGACACACCCAUCUGUCGUAACUGCAUAAGAGCUGUACAUACAUACAGCAUAGAGGAGAGGGCUGGAGACUGCUGCAUGACAGCAUGUGUGUGUGUGGAUGUCUGGUGGAGACAGAGAGAGAGUAAUGGACGUUGGUGGUGUCAGUGAGGAUGUAUGGUGGAGACAGAGAGAGAGAGAGUAAUGGACGUUGGUGGUGUCAGUGUGCACGGGAUACUUAGUAUUAGCCUUGAAGCCCUAAAUCUUUUUACCCACUCGCCCCCCACACAGGACCAGGUCAUAGUAGGCUGUGGCAGAGGGAGAAAACACAGGAUCAAAGAAACACAUCAAGUACAAACAAUAAAUACUGGCUCAACAACACGCAAUUUCACAUUGGGUCUCUAACCCCUCCUUCCCGUGCUCUCUCUCCAUCUCUCCUUGUCUCUCUUCAUAUCUCUCCCCCUCUCUCUCUCAAUUCAAUUUCAAUUCAAUUUAAGGGCUGUUUUGGCAUGGGAAACAUAUGUUUACAUUGCCAAAGCAAGUGAAAUAGAUAAUAAACAAAAGUGAAAUAAACAAUAAAAAAUGAACAAUAAACAUUACACCCACAAAAGUUCCAAAAGAAUAAAGACAUUUCAAAUGUAAUUAUGUCUAUAUACAGUGUUGUAAUGAUGUGCAAAUAGUUAAAGUACAAAAGGGAAAUAAACUUAAAUAUAGGUUGUAUUUACAAUGGUGUUUGUUCUCUCUCUCUCUCUCCUCAGUCCAUGGUGAAGCAGUCUCCCUGGGCUGGCAGUCACCAGGGGAGUGGCUGGGGCUCUGGGGGUAUGUCCUGGGGUCGGGACCACCGUCGUGGUGGAGGCAUGGGCAUCCCGGGCUCUGUCAGCCAGGUUUCCCCCAUGAAGAAGCCCUUCUCCAGUAACGUCAUUGCACCUCCCAAGUUCCCCCGCUCCGCCGGCUCCAUUGGCCCCAAGUCCUGGAUCGAGGAGAACAUGUUCCGAACAGACAGCAACAGUAACACGCUUAUGCCUCUCCAGGUACAUGCUUUGAAUGUACAGUAUUUGGCUGUGUUUUUCUCAGUAAGCAUAAAUAUACAGGGGUCUGUGUGUGUGUGUAUGCACUGUAUAAAUCUUGGUGGAAGGACAGCAAAGGGUUUUUUACGCAGUGAGUGAAAAAGGGCUGGAUUCAUAGGAUUACGGAAUCAUUUCCUGAAUUAGAUAUUGGAGCCAGAGAGUGAGCGAGAGAGUACGUGUUUGAGAGUGAGUGGUCGGUCGAAGGUAGAGAGAGAGAGCAAGGAUGACAGGGAAAAGCUUUAAAUGAUGGAAAUGAGACAGUUUAAUAUUCACAUCACUGUUUUCAGAGUGCAGAGUGUUUCAGAGUGAAGGAUUGUGGGAAAGAAGGAGCAGGAAGGCGACAAGCAUCAAACGCAAAGAGCCAGACAGGGAGAGCAGAUCAGGAGGUAGAGGGAAAGAGAGAGAGCUGGGAGGGAGCAGAGGGGGGAGAGAGGAAGGGGGAGAGGAGAGAGGGGAGAGAGGAAGGGGGAGAGAGAGAGAGGGGGGAGGAGGAGGGGAGAGAGGCAGGGGGAGCGGAGGGGAGAGAGGAAGGGGGAAGAGAAGGGAGGGUAAAUAGAAUUUGAGGGAUUGGUAGAUAGGAAGGUGGAGAUGAUGUUAUAGAGAAGGUAAUUAUUGAUAGAGAAUUGUUAGAUAGUAAUGUCGAGAGUGUAAAGGGCUGUUUAUAAAACCACAGCUGAUAAAUGAAUGUCAAUUUCCCAGAUUCGAUCAGACUUUAACCAUUUCAAUCAGACGGGAGCAGUGUUAUUUCUUUCUGCCAUAGUGGAGGUGUCAGGGAGCGGGGCUGCAGUUAGUGCUGCUUUAAAGCUACUUUAACACCACGUUUAGCAGGUUUCACUUGAGUCUAUUUCAGGAUGGGAGUUGUUAUAGUAAAGAUACCUUAAUAAAAAAUGACUCAAGUAAAAGUGACUACUUGAGUAAAAGUCUAAAAGUAUUUGGUUUUAAAUAUACUUAAAGUAUCAAAAGUAAAAGUAAAAGUAUAAAUCAUUUCAAAUUCCUUAUAUUAAGCAAAGCCAGACGGCCACAUUUUCUAGUUUUUUAAAUUUACAGAUAGCCAGGGGCACACUCCAACACUCAGACAUAAUUUACAAAUGAAGCAUAUGUUUAGUGAGUCAGAGGCAGUAGUGAUGACCAGGGAUGUUCUCUUGAUAAGUGUGUGAAUUAAACCAUUUUCCUGUCCUUUUAUUUAAGUACUUUACACCACUGGUUAUAUCUCUAUGCAGACAUACUUAGAGACCCAUAACUGAUGUCAUCUAAUCAUGUACAGCACAGUUCUGACCUUUUAAGUACAAAGGGGGAAACUGGAGGCAGCAGGCCUUAAGAAAGGAUCUUUGGGUGGGCCACCGUCACCAUACUGUCUUGGUUGAGACCGGAAAAACACGCAAGUUAUUUCGCGGACACAUUUUUCACAGUAAUCCCUUGUCACUUUCUCCCCUCUGUCAUGGCGCUGCACUUCCUCUUCCAGGAAGCAGGCCCUCCUCCAUGAAUGGUUCAUUUCUAUAAACAGUGUCCGACCAGGAAUUCCUCAGAUUCCAUACACGUCUCCUCUCUUUUUCUUCCUUCCUCAGUGUUAUGUUUGGAUAGGGGAUAUGCAUUUGUGCUUCAUCAUGAUGUGAACGUCAUUGACAGAGAUAUACAGAAGGAGAGAGGGGGUAGUAUGCUGGCACUGGGGGAUUUAGAGGGGUGCCCUACUGCCUAAUCAAUGGAGUGUACAUUCCUACACACUUCGAUCUUUCCAUAAGAAUGCCUUUAUAAACCAUUCAUAGAAAAUAUCACACCAUAUAAUGGCUAAUAUAAUACACGUUCAUCUAGCUACUGGAUUCAUCUCCUACAUAGAACUGUACUACAUUCUCAUUGGAUGACUGUGUGGCAACACUCCUCAGUUGAAACAGUGGAUACAGCAUCACCUAAACCAGAAUGUCCACCUGAUGACAGACUAUAGCAGGGGUCGGCAACAGGCAACCUGUGGGCCAAAACCGGCCCGCACGCGAGCAAUUUUUCCAGUGGCUAGAUGUGCCAAGCUUAUAGAGACAUACCCAAAGAGACUUGCAGCUGUAAUUGCUGCAAAAGGUGGCUCUACAAAGUAUUUACUUUGGGGGGGGUGAAUAGUUAUGCAUGCUCAAGUUCUGUUUUUUUGUCUUAUUUCUUGUUUGUUUCACACCAAAAAAUAUUUUGCAUCUUCAAAGUGGUAGGCAUGUUGUGUAAAUCAAAUGAUACAAACCCCCAAAAAAUCCAUUUUAAUUCCAGGUUGUAAGGCAACAAAAUAGGAAAAAUGCCAAGGGGGUGAAUACUUUUGCAAGCCACUGUAGCUUCUUUUAGUGAUAUAAGCCUUCAUAUCCCUCCCUCCCUCUCCCUCCCUCCCUCUCUCUCUCCUCUCAGGACCGCUCUAGAAUGUACGACAGCCUGAACAUGCACUCCCUGGAAAGCUCUCUGAUUGACAUCAUGCGGGCAGAGCAGGAUCCAAUGAAGGGUGAGACUACUUACUUACUCCCUCUCACUAUCUUUAAUUAUCAUACUUACUUAGUUACUGACUCACUGUAUAAUGGGGAAAGGCAUUGUGAUUGUGGUUGGGGAGAACAGUGGUUAUGGGGAAUGCAUAUGAGGUGCAGUAUACCAUUUUCCAAGGCACUGACAGGCUUCCUGCUCCCUCCCAGAGGCAUGUUGUUUUUCCCAGGGCGAGCAGCUUAUGUUCUCCCUGCUGAGAGUGGAUAUUACUGCCACAACCGGCUGUACCUUUAAAUGACCUUACAGCCCUGAUCCUGCUGCUACUGCUUAACCUAACCUGGGGCACAUGGACAGACAGGAGUCAGGCAGGCAGCACUGCGGCACUCUGUCCUGAUAGGAUAGGAGCACUCCUCACAGGGACAGGGAGUAUGGUGACAGAGACAGGGCUGGCCCAGGAGUAUGGUGACAGAGACAGGGCUGGCCCAGGAGUAUGGUGACAGAGACAGGGCUGGCCCAGGAGUAUGGUGACAGAGACAGGGCUGGCCCACAGGUCCAGGGCAGGCCUCUCCUCUCAGCUCAGCUCCGCUGCUGGACUUUUAGAAGAGACUCUAACCAGGUGCACUGUAGUCAGUGUAAAAUGACAUCUAGCUAGCUAGCUACACACAUAGUUAUGACCACUGGCUUCAACAUACUUACUCCCCCAAACCAUGGACAGGGACAGAGAGGUUUAGAUGUACAUUUAUAGUAAACACAUUCCCUCACAUUGGAUUUGGCACAGUAUACUACCCUUGAAAGACUAUUCAGGGUCGGGUAGGUUACUUUCUAAAUGUAAUCCAUUACAGUGACUAGUUACCUGUCCAAAAUUGUAAUCAGUAAUGUAACUUUUGAAUGACCCAAAUUUAGUAACGUAAUCUGAUGACUUUCCCCUUAAGAGGCAUUAGAAGAAGACAAAAAGGAUCCAUCAAACGCAAUUGGUGUGUCAUCAUAGUGGUCUAUGGCUUGUGUUCAGACUCUCUCAGGUGGGACAAAUUUAAACUUGCGCCUUUAUUUAAUGCUGAAUUGAAUGUCAUUGAGGAAACAGAAAGGUGUCAUAAUGUAUUUUCUUCCCCAAAAACAUCCUUUCUGAAUUUAAAAGUAAUCCAAUAAGUAAUCAUCUAGUUUUUUUGUAAUCUGAUUACAAUAUUUUUUGCUGGUAACAUAACUGAUUACAGUUACAGGUACCCUGAUUAUUAUUAUUGUUAAUAAACUAGUUGGCUCAACAUGGAGCUCCAUAGUUAUUAGUGGGUGUGGUGUUGUCCUGUAGUCCUCCGGUCCUGAAUGUGACUCUGAAGCAGAUGGAGCGGGCAUAGACCAGUAUUCACAGCACAGAGAACCAGAGGGAGACUAAAUUUAGACAUGAUCACACUUUCACACGCUGUGUGUGACAGCCAGUGGAGGGUGGAUGGUGGGGGGAAGAGAGUGUGAGGAGAGGGUGGAGGGGAGGAGAGGGGAGGGUGGAGGAGGAGGAGAGGGUGAGGGGAGGGGAGGGUAGGGAAGGGGAUGGGAGGGUGGAGGAGGGGAGGGUGAGGGGAGGGGAGGGUAGGGAAGGGGAUGGGAGGGUGGAGGAGGGGAGGGUGGGCUCUACCAUUUAUAGCCCUGACUGCUAGUACAGAAGCAGAAGACAAGCACUUACAGGACUUUAGAAAUGAGCUUAGCUAACUGGGCAUAGGAGAUGUACCAUGCUAACAUUGCAGUGGAAAUAGGGUUGCUGAUCUUUCAACUGGAGAUCAGAUCAUUUUCCAGCAUCUCUUCUUUGUCUGUUCACACAUCUGCAAUUCUUCCCAUUGAAUGUAAAGAUAACAUUAAUUAAAUAGCUGACAUUUGCUUCUGAUAGUUAAUUAGGGUUAACCCAAAUCUAUUCAGGGUGUUGUUUUUUUUGUUGUUGUAUUUUGUCAGCUCAAGCUGUCUCUGUGGAAAAUAGGGUUUUGUUCAGUGUUCUGUUCCGACACUACAGCUCAGUAGGCUGUUGUCAAGUGACAGUGGUGCUUCUGCUCCUUAUACAGUACAUGGCCGUGCCCUUGAUGUCCUCACGCUGUCCUCUCCAUCUGUUGAGAGUCUCAUCCCUGUGUUUGUGUGUGUGUGUGUGUGUGUGUGUGUGUCUCUGUCAUGUCAGGUCGUGUGGGAUGCCCUCACCCCGGGGCCGACGGCCUGCUCAUGCUCAAUGGUAAUUAUCUCUCCAACACCAGCUUGUGUGUCGUCUUCCAUCGCUAUCACCAGACUGUUUUAGAAAUGUCUCAGUGUUAAUGUUUCCAUAUCAUGACACGUUAGGGAUGCUCAACCAGGCUAGAUCGAGAAGCAAGCUAGUAUGGGAUUGACAUUUCUGUCACGCUUUACUGAACUUCAUUUGCGUUGGGAUAUAUCCUUCUCUAUAGUGGACUGUGCUGGAUUGCUUUUGUUAAAUGAGUAGUGUUGGUUGUCCUAUGCUGUGCUGUGUGUGUCAGUUAGGCUGACACUAGACUGUUGUAACAGUGUAGUAAACAUGUCUCCUGUGACAUAUAUAUAUAGAGAGAGUCUAUAGGACAAACACAGCCCCCGUGUAACUCUAAAACUCAAUGAAGGAUAUGCAUUGUUGUUGUAAUCCUACUGGGGCUUGAGAUGUUGAAAAGGAAUGUUUAGUACUGUGGCUUACAUGACGAGGUGGAAUGCCUAGUUGUAUAAGUCACAUGACCAGCCGCAGGAAAGCCGGGUGGUGUAGUAGCUAGGUCACGUAGCUUAUUUAUGUAGGCUAGGUCACAUGACUAGAGGCCAGGAGAAGACUAGUGUCGUUUCCAUUAGGCUGGUCCUCUCAAACGUAUAGUCAGCCUAGCCCAGUUUACAAUAUAGCCUACAUUCCUGCUUGACACAUUGUCAUAUAACUAACUAUUCAACAUAAUGUCAACCCUGUGACGAUAAUUAGGUUUCAUGACACUCCAACCAUGCAGUUAGAUGAUGAGGAGCUGAAUGGGGUAGGGGUAAAUAAUGGCACUAGAGGGUCAUAGUAAAGUGGCUUGCGAAAGUAUUCACCCCCCUUGGCAUUUUUCCAAUUUUGUUUCCUUACAACCUGGAAUUUAAAUGGAUUGUUGGGGGGUUUGUAUAAUUUGAUUUACACAACAUGCCUACCACUUUGAAGAUGCAAAAUAAUUUUUUGGUGAAACGAACAAGAAAUAAGACACAAAAAAACAGAAAAUUUGAGCGUGCAUAACUAUUCACCCCCCCCAAAGUCAAUACUUUGUAGAGCCACCUUUUGCAGCAAUUACAGCUGCAGGUCUGUUGGGGUAUGUCUCUAUAAGCUUGGCACAUCUAGCCACUGGGAUUUUUGCCCAUUCUUCAAGGCUAAACUGAUCCAGCUCCUUCAAGUUGGAUGGUUCCACUGGUGUACAGCAAUCUUUAAGUCAUACCACUGAUUCUCAAUUGGAUUGAGGUCUGGGCUUUGACUAGGCCAUUCCAAGACAUUUAAACGUUUCCCCUUAAACCACUCGAGUAUUGCUUUAGCAGUAUGCUUAGGGUCAUUGUCCUGCUGGAAGGGGAACCUCCGUCCCAGUCUCAAAUCUCUGGAAGACUGAAACAGGUUUCCCUCAAGAAUUUCCCUGUAUUUAGCGCCAUCCAUCAUUCCUUCAAUUCUGAACAGUUUCCCAGUCCCUGCCGAUGAAAAACAUCCCCACAGCAUGAUGCUGCUACCACCAUGCUUCACUGUGGGGAUGGUGUUCUCGGGGUGAUGAGAGGUGUUGGGUUUGCGCCAGACAUAGCGUUUUCCUUGAUGGCCAAAAAGCUCAAUUUUAGUCUCAUCUGACCAGAGUACCUUCUUCCAUAUGUUUGGGGAGUCUCCCACAUGCCUUUUGGCGAACACCAAACGUGUUUGCUUAUUUUUUUCUUUAAGCAAUGGCUUUUUUCUGGCCACUCUUCCGUAAAGCCCAGCUCUGUGGAGUGUACGGCUUAAAGUGGUCCUAUUGACAGAUACUCCAAUCUCCGCUGUGGAGUUUUGCAGCUCCUUCAGGGUUAUCUUUGGUCUCUUUGUUGCCUCUCUGAUUAAUGCCCUCCUUGCCUGGUCCAUUAGUUUUGGUGGGCGGCCCUCUCUUGGCAGGUUUGUUGUGGUGCUAUAUUCUUUCCAUUUUUUAAUAAUGGAUUUAAUGGUGCUCUGUGGGAUGUUCAAAGUUUCUGAUAUUUAUUUAUAACCCAACCCUGAUCUGUACUUCUCCAUAACUUUGUCCCUGACCUGUUUGGAGAGCUCCUUUGUUCUUCAUGGUGCUGCUUGCUUGGUGGUGCCCCUUGCUUAGUGGUGUUGCAGACUCUGGGGCCUUUCAGAACAGGUGUAUAUAUACUGAGAUCAUGUGACACUUAGAUUGCACACAGGUGGACUUUAUUUAACGAAUUAUGUGACUUCUGAAGGUAAUUGGUUGCUCUAGAUCUUAUUUGAAUACUUUUGCAAGGCACUGUAUCUGUAGUGUCAGUAGUACCAGUUCUGGGGACGCUUUACCUUGUGAGGAAUGUCUGCAAGGCAUAAAACCACUCUUUACUUUGUUUACAUGCAGCACGGAGCUAUGGGAGACGUCGAGGUAAAGCGCCGUCAUGUGAUGUGCAGUCUUUGUCAUGUCACGUGUGUUGCGUGUUCAUACACUACACAGCAUGCUUUAACGCUACUGAACUGCAGCAACCAAAACAGUGUCUGGAUACAAACAAUUCAGUGUUUAUAGUGUCAGCAUGAUCACCACCGACAGCCAUCUCAUGUGGGACAGAAAAACGUUCUAAAUAAUUUACUAUGACAUCCUAAGCAUUCUUUACCAGCAGUUGCUCCUUUUUUAAUGUAUUGGAGUGAAUUCGGGGGGUAGCCCCGACCUAGACUUUAACCCAGGUCCAUCGACUGUCGACCCAACAUCUUAGCCUUUACUCCAAGAGAUCCUAACCUCUAGACAAGGUCGCUAGGUGUUGGGUUAAGGUCCCUACAGUAAUAUAAUUGCAGACGUAUAUGAAUACUCGACAACACAUUAACAUCCAGACAUAGUACAUUGCUAUAGGUUUCAGGCUCGGUUACCACUAGUUUACCUCAGCCCAUUGCUCUGACUACUGCUACUGCUUUGCCCCAUGGUAACAGCUUGUAUCCACAGCUUCCUUACCAGACCUCAAGCUUGUCCUCUCUGUCUGCUGUCUGUCAGUCAGUCACAGAGCUCUGGCUGGAGUAUUAAUGGUUGCUUGUCUUGGUCUUACAGCACAUCGACAGUAUAAAUACUAGAUUGGACAUAAUCCUAAAUCACUUUAUGCUUGUACUUUAUCUUGUAGCUACUCAGCACAAAUCCUGAUGGCAGAUGUAAACAGCCAUUGCACAUGUUGUUAUGGACCCCGCUCAUUUAUCAUGACUCAUUAUAAUAAUACUAUCUCUAUAUAACAUUAACAGUGGGUGUAAACAGAGCUACAACAGGUUGGUUGCUUCUGUUGUUGGCAAAGCAGAAGUAUGUGCACCUGCUUGUGAUGUGACUGUAUGUACUGUAUGGAUGUGUGUAUCUAUGUGGAUGUCAUUGUCCAUGUCUGCAUGUAUUCUGACCGCUAACCUGUGACCCUCUCUUCUCCAGGCCGCUCCUCCCUGUUCCCCAUUGAAGACAGCCUCCUUGACGACGGGCACGGUAACCAGGGCAUCCCAGGGCUUGGCCCUAACUGUUACCCACACCAGAACGGGGAGCACAUCGAGCGUUUCUCCCGAAAAGUGUUUGUGGGCGGCCUUCCCCCUGACAUAGAUGAAGGUGAGAGGAGGAAGAGCAUAACACAAUGUUGUUAGUUCAGUGACAGUUUGUCUGUGCCAGUUAAUAUGCUAGUGUGAAAGGUUGAUCUUACUCACGUUGGUUCCUUUUUCUUUCUCCCUCCUCCCUUUCUCCUCACACAUCCACCUUCCUCUCUCCUCUUCUUUCUUUCUUUCUCUCGUCAGAUGAGAUCACCACCAGUUUCCGUCGCUUUGGCCACUUGGUGGUGGACUGGCCACACAAGGCUGAGAGCAAAUCCUACUUCCCCCCGAAAGGUAAAGCUCAGCUCAGACUUUCUUUAACUGAAAUUGACAUAAAUGUACACUACCAGUCAAAAGUUUGGACACACCUACUCAUUCAAGGGUGUAUCUUUAUUUAUACUAUUUUUUACAUUGUAGAAUAAUAGUGAAGACACAUAUAGAAUCAUGUAGUAAUCAAUAAAGUGUUAAACAAAUCAAAAUAUAUUUUAUAUUUGAGAUUCUUCAAGGUAGCCACCCUUUGCCUUGAUGCCAGCUUUGCACACUCUUGGCAUUCUCUCAACCAGCUUCAUGAGGUAGUCACCUGGAAUGCAUUUCAAUAAACAGGUGUGCCCUGUUUAAAAGUUAACUUGUGGAAUUUAUUUGCUUCUUAAUGCGUUUGAGCCAAUCAGUUGUGUUGUGACAAGGUAGGAGUGGUAUACAGAAGAUAGCCCUAUUUGGUAAAAGACCAAGUCCAUAUUAUGGCAAUAACAGCUCAAAUAAGUAAAGAGAAACAACAGUCCAUCAUUACUUUAAGACAUGAAGGUCAGUCAAUACGGAACAUUUCAAAAACUUUGAGAGUUUCUUGAAGUGCAGUCGCAAAAACCAUCAAGCGCUAUGAUGAAACUGGCUCUCAUGAGGACCGCCACAGGAAAGGAAGACCCAGAGUUACCUCUGCUGCAGAGGAUAAGUUCAUUAGAGUUACCAGCCUCAGAAAUUGCAGCCCAAAUAAACGCUUCACAGAGUUCAAGUCACAGACACAUCUCAACAUCAACUGUUCAGAGGGGACUGUAUGAAUCAGGCCUUCAUGGUCGAAUUGCUGCAAAGAAACCACUACUAAAGGACACCAAUAAUAAGAAGAGACCUGCUUGGGCCAAGAAACAUGAGAAAUGGACAUUAGACCUGUGAAAAUUUGUCCUUUGGUCUGGAGUCCAAAUUGGAGAUUUUUGGUUCCAACCGCCGUGUCCUUGUGAGAUGCGGUGUGGUUGAACGGAUUAUCUCCACAUGUGUAGUUCCCACUGUAAAGCAUGGAGGAGGAGGUGUUAUGGUGUGGGGGUGCUUUGCUGGUGACACUGUCUGUGAUUUAUUUAGAAUUCAAGGCACACUUAACCAGCAUGGCUACCACAGCAUUCUGCAGCGAUACGCCAUCCCAUCUGGUUUGGGCUUAGUGGGACUAUCAUUUGAUUUUCAACAGGACAAUGAUCCAACACACCCCCAGGCUGUGUAAGGGCUAUUUGACCAAGAAGGAGAGUGAUGGAGUGAUGCAUCAGAUGACCUGGCCUCCACAACCCCCCGACCUCAACCCAAUUGAGAUGGUUUGGGAUGAGUCGGACGGCAGAGUGAAGGAAAAGCAGCCAACAGGUGCUCAGCAUAUGUGGAAAAGCAUUCCAGGUGAAGUUGGUUGAGAGAAUGCCAAGAGUGUGCAAAGCUGUCAUCAAGGCAAACGGUGGUUAUUUGAAGAAUGUCAAAUAUAAAAUAUAUUUUGAUUUGUUUAACACUUUUUUGGUUACUACAUGAUUCCAUAUUUGUUAUUUCAUAGUUUUGAUAUCUUCACUAUUGUUCUACAAUGUAGAAAAUAGUAAAAAAAUAAAGAAAAACCCUUGAAUGAGUAGGUGUGUCCAAACUUUUGACUGGUACUGUAUGUCAUAAAGGUAUUUUUUAGCACCGUAUAAAUAUGUCCAGUAGCAAUCAGUGAUGGCCUUGUGACUCCUGGAAGAGACAGUAUAGCUAGGUUGACCCACAUCCUCUUUCCCGUAUGACUAACCUACAUAGUCUGUAUAUAAAGUACUUUUUAAAAUGGGAAUAAUUCAGUGUAUUUGUAGCAGUAUUUCCCCACCGCUAUUGGAUAUGCUGUCCAGGUGCUAUCCCCCUGAGAGUGUGUUGUGUGUGUUGCCUAGGUUAUGCCUUCCUGCUGUUCCAAGAGGAGAGCUCAGUGCAGGCUCUGAUCGAGGCCUGCAUGGAGGAGGACGGCAAGCUCUACCUGUGUGUCUCCAGCCCCACCAUCAAAGACAAGCCUGUGAGUCCAACACAAACCCAGUUCUCUGUAGGGCCAUUCCCACCAGCAAGGACAUCUGUGAGACUAGCAACACCUACGCAGUGUAAUUCUAUCUGGCGAUUAUUCAAUGUAUGGGAUAUGUGUGUGUGUCUCCAGGUCCAGAUUCGUCCGUGGAACCUGAGUGACAGUGACUUUGUGAUGGACGGCUCUCAGCCUCUGGAUCCUCGCAAGACCAUCUUCGUAGGAGGGGUGCCCCGCCCUCUCAGAGCAGGUAAACACUUCCCUCAUCUCCCUCUAUCAGAUCCACAUGACAUAUCAGCUGUACCUCUAGUUGAUCUACUUUGUAAUUGGACUGGGAUAUUCGUGUUGGUGUUGGUAGAUGUUGAAAUACGUAGAUAAACGGAUGUUGUGUUUUGAGUAAUAUGGAGCAUCUGAGAGCUGGCAAUGUUUUCCCUAUGUAUUCACAUUUUGUAUAAUUAAUCUGACUGCCCCCUCCUCCACUUUCUCUCUCUCUCUCUUACCCCCACCCCCAUCUCACCUACUCAUGUGUCACUUCUCCAUCUCCUCCCCCCAUUGUUUCUUCUCCUGUUCCGUCUCUGUCUCAUCUCUCUCCAGUGGAGUUGGCCAUGAUAAUGGACCGUCUCUAUGGGGGGGUCUGCUACGCUGGCAUCGACACCGAUCCAGAGCUCAAGUACCCCAAGGGGGCGGGGCGCGUCGCCUUCUCCAAUCAGCAGAGUUACAUCGCUGCCAUCAGCGCCAGAUUUGUCCAGCUGCAACAUGGAGACAUUGACAAGCGGGUACAGUCCUCCCUCCACUUCCCAUCUAAUUAACCACACAAUACUGCUGGAGACAUUCUCCUCCCGAUUUUCUAGGGAUGCAGAGACAGAAUGAGAGAGUCAGUCCUCGUGAGGAUUUGUGGUUCAAAGAAAAAGAGUGUGUGUGUUCCAAUAGCAUCACACGCAGAUAUUCUGAACGUGGUUGCUAUGGAGAGGAGAAAGCUUAUUAGUGCUGAUUGAAUUAGUUCCAUUUCCAGUCUCCUCUCGCUCUCUCGCUCUCUCCUCUCUCUCUCAGCGCUGCCUGAUUCCAUUGUCUUUGAAUCUCACACAGCUUCAAACAGGUUACUCUAUCCUUUUAAAGGAACCUUUUCAUCUCUCAUCAUGUAUCUCAGUAUUCUACCUGUGCUCAGUGCUUUCUGAUCUAUCUAUAUCUAUCUAUACCUAUUGUUUUUAGGUAUAUUAUACACCCUUGUAUACACUCUUGCUCUCUCAGUACCUGUGUUAUCUCUGUGUAUUCCUCUUCUCAUCCCCUCCAUGUCCCUGCACCCCUGUAUCCCUGCACCCCUGUAUCCCUGCACCCCUGCACCCCUGUAUCCCUGCACCCCUGCACCCCUGUACCCCUACACCCCUGUACCCCGUAUCCCUGCACCCCUGUACCCCUGUACCCCUGCACCCCUGUAUCCCUGCACCCCUGUACCCCUGCACCCCUGCACUCCUGCAGGUGGAGGUGAAGCCCUAUGUUCUGGAUGACCAGCUGUGUGAUGAGUGCCAGGGGGCGCGUUGCGGUGGGAAGUUUGCCCCUUUCUUCUGCGCCAACGUGACCUGCCUCCAGUAUUACUGUGAGUUCUGCUGGGCUAACAUCCACUCCCGCGCCGGCCGAGAGUUCCACAAGCCACUGGUCAAAGAGGGGGCUGACCGCCCACGCCAGAUCCACUUCCGCUGGAACUGA
Messenger RNA from Coregonus sp. 'balchen', 16175 nucleotides. The record is from the annotation of a GenBank genome assembly. NCBI's taxonomy places the organism in Eukaryota, Metazoa, Chordata, Actinopteri, Salmoniformes, Salmonidae.